UCCCGCUGCUCGCUAUAGGCUGGAGGAUUUAAGCGGGCCCGCCGUAAUGAUGAGGGCUUUCUGAGACUGAUUGAUUUCAAAACUUGACGGGUUUCGAGUUUCACAGAGAUGAACGCAGAGGUGGAUUACGGAGGCUCCGGGAGCAGCGGGAACGGAAAGCUGCGCCAGUGGCUCAUCGAGCAGGUGGACUCCGGCAAAUACCCCGGGCUGGUGUGGGAGAACGACGAGAAGAACAUCUUCAGGAUACCGUGGAAACACGCCGGGAAACAGGACUACAACCGCGAUGAGGAUGCCGCGCUUUUCAAGGCCUGGGCGCUGUUUAAAGGCAAGUUUCGGGAGGGGAUCGACAAGGCGGACCCGCCGACCUGGAAGACUCGCCUCCGCUGCGCCCUCAACAAGAGCAAUGACUUCGAGGAGCUGGUGGAGAGGAGCCAACUGGACAUCUCAGACCCGUACAAAGUGUACCGCGUCAUCCCUGAGGGCGCCAAGAAAAGACCCCGACAGGACGACAGUCCUCUGAGUCCAAUGAGCUAUCAGGUGCACUCCCCCUAUCCUGCACUGCAGACUCAGAUGCCACAGUACGUGCCCACACCAGAGUGUGGCUGGAGAGAUUACUGUCAGGAACAGGCCGCCCUGCCUGAGCUGCCCUACACUCAGUGUCCCUGUCCCCCCCGCAGCCUGCCAUGGCAGGGCCCGUCCAUGGAGAAUGGAUACCAGCUCAGAGCCUCGAUUUACUCGUACGGUCCUGCUGACAGCCAGCCCUCGCCUUUCUCGCUGGACGCCAGCAUCAGAUCAGCGGAGGCGCUCUCAGACUUCCGCCUGCAUGUGUCUGUGUAUUUCCGAGAAAAUCAUGUGAGGGAGGUGACCACCUCCAGUCUGGAGGGCUGCCACAUCACCCCAGAAGAGAAGCACUACCUGCCGCCCGGAGGUCCCGAGGUGAUCCCCCUGCCUGUGGACAGUCUCUCGGCCCACAGGAUGGCAGAGGAGUGUCCCCCGAGUCCCCCGUCCAGCCUGGAGAGGGGAGUGUUACUGUGGAUGGGCCAAGACGGACUGUACGCUCGGCGGCUGUGUCAGAGCCGAGUGUACUGGCAGGGAGGACUGCCCCAGUACGGGGACAAGCUCAACAAACUGGAGAGGGAGGUCACCUGUAAACUCCUCCACACACAGGACUACCUGACAGAGAUCCAGAGCUGUGGGCUCCACGGUCGGCCGCUGCCUCGCUUCCAGGUCGUGCUUCAUUUUGGAGACGAGUGCCUGGACCCGCAGAGACAGAGACGGACCCUCACAGUCCAGGUGGAGCCGCUGUUUGCCAAGCAGCUCCAGUACUACGCCCAACAGAUGGGCAGCCACUACUACCGUAGCUACGAGCACCCGGGGGUCACGGAGCACAUAAACACCUCUGAGGACUACCAGAGGACCAUCACACACCACCACAGCAGCAGCCUGCAGGAGUGAUCUCAGUAGGUUCAAGUGACUGUUGAAAACUUCAAGAUGCAGCAGUGACCUUUGACCCAAGAGCCCGGAAAACUCAGAGACAGGAGGACAAUGUAUUAUUCAUAAAAAUGAAGGACAUUUAGUGACAGUAUGCAGUUUGCCCUGUAGGGCUGUGUGUGUGUGUGUGUGUGUGUGUGUGUGUGUGUGUGUGUGUGUGUGUGUCUGUGUGUGUGUGUGUCUGUGUGUGUGUCUCUGUGU
This is a messenger RNA of Perca fluviatilis (European perch), 1692 nucleotides long. RefSeq names its product interferon regulatory factor 4-like. The coding region runs from base 109 to 1455 and encodes 448 amino acids. Gene Ontology annotation, molecular function: DNA-binding transcription factor activity, RNA polymerase II-specific; protein binding; RNA polymerase II cis-regulatory region sequence-specific DNA binding. The record is from RefSeq and is a predicted model, not a curated record. Lineage: Eukaryota; Metazoa; Chordata; Actinopteri; Perciformes; Percidae. Gene Ontology annotation, biological process: immune system process; regulation of transcription by RNA polymerase II. Gene Ontology annotation, cellular component: nucleus. The transcript has 9 exons.